AUGUCUAUCUAUCUAUCUAUCUAUCUAUCUAUCUCAGUCUCUUCACUAUCUAGCUAUCUACUUCAUUUUGUGAUCUAUCUGUCUAUCUAUCUAUGUAGGUCUGCUCAUGUCUAUCUAUCUAUCUAUCUAUCUAUCUAUCUAUCUCAGUCUGCUCAUGUCUAUCUAUCUAUCUAUCUAUCUAUCUAUCUAUCUAUCUCAGUCUCUUCACUAUCUAGCUAUCUACUUCAUUUUGUGAUCUUAUCUAUGUAUGAGUCUGCUCAUGUCUAUCUAUCUAUCUAUCUAUCUAUCUAUCUAUCUAUCUAUCUAUCUCAUCUGCUCAUGUCUAUCUAUCUAUCUAUCUAUCUAUCUAUCUCAGUCUCUUCACUAUCUAGCUAUCUACUUCAUUUUGUGAUCUAUCUGUCUAUCUAUCUAUGUAUGAGUCUGCUCAUGUCUAUCUAUCUAUCUAUCUAUCUAUCUAUCUAUCUAUCUAUCUCAUCUGCUCAUGUCUAUCUAUCUAUCUAUCUAUCUAUCUAUCUAUCUAUCUAUCAGUCUCUUCACUAUCUAGCUAUCUACUUCAUUUUGUAUCUAUCUAUCUAUUCUGCUCAUAUCUAUCUAUCUAUCUAUCUAUCUAUCUAUGUCAGUCUGUUUAUUAUCUAUCUAUCUAUAAGUCUGCUCAUAUCUAUCUAUCUGUCUAUCUAUCUAUCUAUGAGUCUGCUCAUGUCUAUCUAUCUAUCUAUCUAUCUAUCUAUCAGUCUGCUCAUAUCUAUCUAUCUAUCUAUCUAUCUAUCUAUCUAUCUAUCUAUCUAUCUAUUCUGCUCAUCUAUCUAUCUAUCUAUCUAUCUAUCUAUCUAUCUAUCUAUCUAUGUCAGUCUGUUUAUUAUCUAUCUAUCUAUCUAUAAGUCUGCUCUAUAUCUAUCUAUCUAUCUAUCUAUCUAUCUAUCUAUCUAUCUAUCUAUGUCAGUCUGUUUAUUAUCUAUCUAUCUAUCUAUAAGUCUGCUCAUAUCUAUCUAUCUAUCUAUCUAUCUAUCUAUCUAUCUAUCUAUCUAUGUCAUCUGCUCAUAUCUAUCUAUCUAUCUAUCUAUCUAUCUAUCUAUCUAUCUAUCUAUGAGUCUGUUUAUUAUCUAUCUAUCUAUCUAUAAGUCUAUCAUAUCUAUCUAUCUAUCUAUCUAUCUAUCUAUCUAUCUAUCUAUCUAUGUCAGUCUGUUUAUUAUCUAUCUAUCUAUCUAUAAGUCUGCUCAUAUCUAUCUAUCUAUCUAUCUAUCUAUCUAUCUAUCUAUCUAUCUAUUCUGCUCAUAUCUAUCUAUCUAUCUAUCUAUCUAUCUAUCUAUCUAUCUAUCUAUGUCAGUCUGUUUAUUAUCUAUCUAUCUAUCUAUAAGUCUGCUCAUGUCUAUCUAUCUAUCUAUCUAUCUAUCUAUCUAUCUAUCUAUCUUCUGCUCAUGUCUAUCUAUCUAUCUAUCUAUCUAUCUAUCUAUCUAUCUAUCUAUCUAUCUCAUCUAUCUAUCUAUCUAUCUAUCUAUCUAUCUAUCUAUCUAUCUAUCUAUUUAUUUCAGUCUGUCCCGGUCUUUGUUUCAAUCUAUCUAUGUAUCUAUCUAUCUAUCUAUCUAUCUAUCUAUUUAUUUCAGUCUGUCCCGGUCUUUGUUUCAGUCUAUCUAUCUAUCUAUCUAUCUAUCUAUCUAUCUAUCUAUCUAUCUAUCUAUCUAUCUAUCUAUUUCAGUUUGUCCCGGUCUUUGUUUCAAUCUAUCUAUCUAUCUAUCUAUCUAUCUAUCUAUCUAUCUAUCUAUCUAUCUAUCUCAGUCUGUUUUUGUCUGUCUAUUUAUCAAUUCUUUUUUGUUUUUCUAUCUAUCUAUCUAUCUAUCUAUCUAUCUAUCUAUCUAUCUAUCUAUCUAUCUCAGUCUGUUUAUAUCUAUCUAUCUAUCUAUCUCAGUUUGUUCAUAUCUAUCUAUCUAUCUAUCUGUCUGUCUGUCUGUCAGUAGAUGUGUGACGUUUGGCAAGCAGUGCAACUAUGUCCAUGCUUCUGAUUUUCUUUCAUGCCUUAACUUAUUUUUAAACCUAUAUUCAUACUAUUCUUCAUCAUCAUCAUCAUCCUCAUCUUCUUUUUCUUCAUCAUCUUCUUCCCUUUCUUCUUCUUCUUUUUCUUCUUCUUUUGUUGUUCUUUUUCUUCUUCUUCAUCAUCAUCAUCAUCAUCUUCUUUUUCUUCAUCAUCUUCUUCUUUUUCUUAUCCUUCUUUUUCUUCUUCUUUCUCUUCUUCUUUUUCUUUUUCUUCUUCAUCAUCAUCAUCAUCUUCUUCUUCUUUUUCUUAUCCUUUUUCUUCUUCUUCUUUCUCUUCUUUUUCUUUUUCUUCUUCAUCAUCAUCAUCUUCUUUUUUCUUAUCCUUCUUUUUCUUCUUCUUCUUUCUCUUUUUAUUUUUAUUUUUCUUCUUCAUCAUCUUCUUUUUCUUAUCCUUCUUUUUCUUCUUCUUUCUCUUCUUCUUUUUUUCUUCUUCUUUUUCUUUUUCAUUAUCUUCUUCUUCUUCUUCUUCUUCUUCAUCUAUGUGCUGUGUCCCUUCAGGAAGUGAUCUUUCUUUUUUGUUUCUUUAUAUAUCUAUCUAUCUUUCAUGAUCUUUCUUUCUUUCUUUCCUUAUCUAUCUAUCUAUCUAUCUAUUUAUCACGAUCUUUCUUUCUUUCCUUAUCUAUCUAUCUAUCUAUCUAUCUAUCACGAUUUUUCUUUCUUUCUUUCUUCCCUUCUUUCCUUAUCUAUCUAUCUAAUGAUCUUUCUUUCUUUCCUUAUCUAGCUAUCAUGAUCUUUCUUUCUUUUUUUAUCUUUCUUUCUUCUUUACCUAUCUAUCUAUCAAUCAAUCAUGAUCUUUUUUUCUUUCUUUCUUUCCUUAUGAUCUUCCUUUCUUUCUUUCUUUCUUUCUUUCUUUCUUUCUUUCUUUAUCUAUCUAUCUAUCUAUCUAUCUAUCUAUCUAUCUAUCAGGAUCUUUCUUUCUUUCCUUAUCUAUCUAUCUAUCACGAUCUUUCUUUCUUUCUUUCUUUCUUUCCCUAUCUAUCUAUCAUGAUCUUUCUUUCUUUUUUCUUUCUUUCUUUAUCUAUCUAUCCAUCAAUCAUGAUCUUUCUUUCUUUCCUUAUCUAUCUAUCUAUCUAUCUAUCUAUCUAUCUAUCUAUCUAUCUAUCUAUCAUGAUCAUUCUUUCUUUUUUCUUUUUUUCUUUCUUUCUCUAUCUAUCUAUCUAUCAUGAUAUUUCUUUCAUUCUUUCUUUCUUUCUUUAUCUACCUAUCUAUCACAAUAUUUCUUUCUUUCUUUCUUUAUCUAUCUAUCAUGAUCUUUCUUUCUUUCUUUCCUUAUCUAUCUAUCACAAUCUUUCUUUCUUUCUUUCUCUAUCUAUCUAUCUAUCUAUCUAUCUCUCUCUCUAUCUAUCUAUCUAUCUAUCAUGA
Messenger RNA from Acanthosepion pharaonis, 3390 nucleotides. The record is from the annotation of a GenBank genome assembly. NCBI's taxonomy places the organism in Eukaryota, Metazoa, Mollusca, Cephalopoda, Sepiida, Sepiidae.